UGGGGGAGGUGAUUGAGAUGACAAGGUGUAAUAUGUGUUAAGCGAUGGCAAUGGAUAUCUUGAUGGCUAGAUAAUCUUGAAAGACUCGUCUAGCCAGGGGAGCUUGUAGCCACCCCUUUUCAUGAUGACUUGCUAUGCGUGUGGAUCCUGUCAUCGCUUGUUCAUAUUCACUUUACGGGGCGACCAAUUCCCGACUUCAGCAGCGGUAUCGGAAUAUGACGAGCGAACAAGCAGAAUUGCCAGGUUCUUCCCUCGCCAGGUUCAAGAUAUUCGAAAUCGAGAACAACAGGCUGAAUUCAGAUUCAGGAACGCAGUCAGCGAAUAUGAUGAUAUUAUCACAUCGAAGCGGAAACUUCUAGAAAAUCAGACAAUCAAUACACUCCUUUUCGAUACCCA
Molecule: messenger RNA, 396 nt
Organism: Ilyonectria robusta
Lineage: Eukaryota; Fungi; Ascomycota; Sordariomycetes; Hypocreales; Nectriaceae
Exons: 1
Coding region: 135-359 (74 amino acids)
Source: RefSeq, a predicted model, not a curated record